AACAAUCCUACCUCUUAGCAUAGUUCGUAGAUGUACAAAAAAAACCACUUUAGGCGGCUACGAGAUAGCUGAAAACACUCCAAUUUUCGUUAAUUUGGCAGCGAUGCAUCAUGAUCCUGACUUGUGGGGCGAUCCUGAAGUUUUUAGACCGGAAAGAUUUCUGAAGGAGGAUGGGCAAUUAGCCAAAGAUUUUUCACUUCCUUUUAGUUUCGGUCAUCGAUUAUGUCCAGGUGAAACUUAUUCUAGAUAUAACAUAUUCGGGACAUUGGUUCUUUUGCUACAAAACUUCAACUUUUUUUUCGUUGAGGGUCAGCCAUCGAGCCUCGAGGAUAAGGAUUCGGGUAUAGUCGUCCUUCCCAAAGAUCUAUGGAUACGUUUCGAAUCACGUUAAUAUUUGUUAUUUAAUUAUUUUAUCGACAAGCAAUCUUCGAAAUCAAGCAACGUCGGCGAUGAUUGACACUUGGAUGUGUAACCGUUUUUUCAGAUACAGAGAUUAAAAACAUGCUUUAACAGAUACGACUGUAGCUUCAUCUGUCCUCUAAAGCCGUGUGUUUUACCGACAUUCUGUUUAAUCACUUAAUUUCGAAUUGAAUUUACAGAAUUGAUA
Monomorium pharaonis (pharaoh ant) is the source of this 607-nucleotide messenger RNA. Its product is annotated as probable cytochrome P450 304a1. The coding region runs from base 104 to 391 and encodes 95 amino acids. The record is from RefSeq and is a predicted model, not a curated record. The transcript is spliced from 2 exons. Gene Ontology annotation, molecular function: monooxygenase activity; iron ion binding; heme binding. Lineage: Eukaryota; Metazoa; Arthropoda; Insecta; Hymenoptera; Formicidae.